Messenger RNA from Arabidopsis lyrata subsp. lyrata, 1675 nucleotides. RefSeq lists its product as uncharacterized. The transcript has a single exon. The record is from RefSeq and is a predicted model, not a curated record. Bases 806 to 1564 code for a protein of 252 amino acids. Lineage: Eukaryota; Viridiplantae; Streptophyta; Magnoliopsida; Brassicales; Brassicaceae.
CACCAGUCUAAUUGUAAUCUCUAACUGUUUGUUUCUUGAAUCUUGUUCAUAUAGUCUCUACUCUUAUUGUUGUUGACAUUGCUGGUAUGUGAUGGCUAAAGAUUUUUAACAUAAGAAACUUCUUGUUCUCGAGUAUGUUUCGCGGCUCGCUUCCUCAAUGUCAAGAACAUGCUGCUUGUUUCAUAGGGCAAUGUCUGUUGAGGGCUGGAACAGGUUUCUUUGUACACAAUAUCUCUCAUCUUUGAGGUUAAAGAUGGUUUCUUUAUUGAAUAUCUAGAGCCUAGACUACUUGAUUAUCAUUGAAGUUUAGGACCUUGCGUUUUGACGCGGAUUCGUGAUGCAUACAUAUCUGUUGUUUUGGCCAGUGGUUGAAACAAAAUCUAAAUCUGAUUACACAACAAUAUUUGUGCUAUCAUAUGUUGUUUGAUGACUUCACAGGUUUCAGACAAGAAUCUAUGUAAGAUAUCCUCAAGUCACCUCAAUAAGUCUGUUUACAAAUCCAGGUUCAUAGGUGUGAAACUAAAAGAGCUCCAUCAGGACCCUCAAUAGUAACGGUAACAUACUUAUUUAAGCCCUGUACAAAUACCUCUUUAAGUAUUAUGAUAUUGCUUCCUCUAGUAGUGAGUGGCUCACCACAAUCUUUAGACAGAUUACGUCUUCCAUUAUUUUAUUCGAAUAGCUUCAACUUCUUCCCACCAACUUAUGACAUCUAUUCGAAACUUCAACUUCCAUUCUUCUUCUAAAAGCUUUGUUUUGAAGAUCAUUUUUCACUCACUUGACUUUUUUUUUUUUAUCUUUCCAAACUAUGAUCUGCACAGAGGCUCUUCAGCGGAUUUCGUUCUCGAGUGAUCUUGGUCAAUCGGAUAAAGCACCCCCACCUGUAAUAGAACCAUCAGGCCUUAUCCGAAGAGAUGAAACUCUUCUUGAUUCAUCAAACUCGGACUUCGAGUUCCAUAUCUCAAACAACUUUGAUCCAGGAGACUCCUCACCAGCGGAUGAGAUCUUUGCGGAUGGCAUGAUCCUUCCUUUCCAUGUAACUGCAGCUUCGACCGUGCCAAAACGUCUCUACAAGUACGAACUACCUCCCAUUACAUCCUCCCUUUCUCCAUCUCCUCUCUCGCCACAACCGUUGCCCACAAAACACAGCGAAAAGGAAACCAACGGGAGAGCGAGCGGAGCAAACUCUGACUCAGAAGCAGAGAAGUCUUCAAAAUCGUUUUGGAGUUUCAAGAGAAGCUCGAGCCUAAACUGCGACAUAAAGAAGAGUCUCAUCUGUUCGUUUCCUCGGCUCACGAGAAGCAACUCUACAGGUUCGGUUACUAAUUCUAAGAGAGCAAUGCUGAGAGAUGUUAACAACCAUAGGCCCUCUUCUCGGUCGUCUUCUUCCUCUAUCUGUUGCAAUGCGUAUCAGUUCAGACCGCAAAAGCACGCAGGAAAGAAAGGUGAAGGAGGAGGAAGCUUUUCGAUCAUUCCAGUCCUCAAUGGUCCAUCUACAUUUGGGUUAGGAUCGAUCUUACGCCAUUCGAAAGAUAAGACGAAGACAAAGAAGAAGAACAAGAAGUAGAUGAUAAGAGAUGUUCAGAGUUUCGAUCAAUUUUUUCUUCUCUUUUGAUUGUGUCUACAAAUUGUGGGGGUUGUGUUUGUACACAUUUUAAUAGUAGAUGGUCACAGCAGC